AUGCGGCAACGGAGGACUGACGCGCAACAAGAGGCCCGCUCCUACCUGAGCGAGGAAAUGCUGGCUGAGUUCAAGGCCGCCUUCGACAUGUUCGACACCGACGGUGGCGGUGACAUCAGCACCAAGGAGUUGGGUACCGUGAUGAGGAUGCUGGGCCAGAACCCGACAAGAGAGGAGUUGGAUGAGAUCAUCGAGGAGGUCGAUGAGGACGGCAGCGGUACCAUCGACUUCGAGGAGUUCUUGGUCAUGAUGGUGAGGCUGCUGAAGGAGGACCAGGCCGGCAAGAGCGAGGAAGAGUUGGCAGACUGCUUCCGUGUGUUCGACAAGAACGCCGACGGCUACAUCGACAGAGAGGAGUUUGCCCUCAUCAUCCGCAGCACCGGCGAGCCCGUCACAGAGGAGGAGAUCGAUGAGCUGCUGAAGGAUGGAGACAAGAACGCUGACGGCAUGCUGGACUUUGACGAAUUCCUCAAGAUGAUGGAGAAUGUGCAGUAAAACCAGAAAGACUCAUGGACAUUCCCCCCCACCGUGAACCCCCACUCUGAACACAUCUGACCCCCUAUUGACCCACUGAAAACUACCCCACCCCCACUCUCCCCCUCCUCCCUCCUGUCCACCUGGUUCACUGGAUCUCUUCCCCAUUCUUAUAAACAUCCUCAACAGACUGCUAGGUCACCCUUCGGGGGAGGGGGGUCGCUGGCUGGGCUUCACCCUUCCCCAGUGCAUGAAUGCAGACGACCUAUGGAUGCUGCGCUGACACUGUUCACCGUGAC
Molecule: messenger RNA, 773 nt
Organism: Xiphias gladius (swordfish)
Lineage: Eukaryota; Metazoa; Chordata; Actinopteri; Istiophoriformes; Xiphiidae
Gene: tnnc2
Product: troponin C type 2 (fast)
Exons: 6
Coding region: 1-495 (164 amino acids)
Molecular function (GO): calcium ion binding; enzyme regulator activity
Source: RefSeq, a predicted model, not a curated record